UUGCCUGAGGGCAGCGGUGUGAUUCAGAUGAUGGAGAAUCUGCUCUUUUCUCUGAAAAGCACUUUUGAUACUUGGCUGAACUCCAGCUCCCCUUUCUGGGUGAUCGAUACCAUCCUUGCCUUUCUAUGUGGACUGGGGCUCUUUCUCCUGAUCCUUCCCUACCUGGAGAAUAACCCAUCCUUUGCUCCCCCUAGGAAACAUGGAAACAUCAGGAAGCAUCGAAAGGAACGAAGGGGAAGAAGCAGGAGCAGCAGGAGAAAUGGCGCUUUGAAAGCUUGCAGAGAUUGCCUGGAAGAACUGGAAGAGGUCUGGGACCUGACUUCACUUCUGCAAAGACACCUGGGGAGGUUCCCUGACAAGGACAGCUUUCAUCAGAUCUCAUGGCAAGAUUCACCUGGUGAGGUUUGCAAAGCAGUGCCUGCUGGAGCCCACCCACCAUGCAGGGAAGAGGCGGCUCCCACCAUUUCCCCAGCUCCUCUGACCAAGCAGCCUCUACCCUGCACUUCUGCCAUUUCUCCAGGAGAAAGCCGUGGUAGCAGUAAGCUGGACUUAAUGGGGCCUGAGUUUCUGCUUUGUACCAGUGAAGCUCCGAAGAUGUGGUCCAUGGUGAAGCUCCAUCUUCUCCUAUAA
Molecule: messenger RNA, 630 nt
Organism: Dama dama (fallow deer)
Lineage: Eukaryota; Metazoa; Chordata; Mammalia; Artiodactyla; Cervidae
Product: spermatogenesis-associated protein 31E1-like
Exons: 5
Coding region: 28-630 (200 amino acids)
Source: RefSeq, a predicted model, not a curated record